AUGAUUUCUCCCCUACACCAGAUCAGCAUCCCCCCCCCCCCCCCCCCCAUUAAUCGGUGGUGUCCAUUAAGCCCACCCACCUUUGAGGAGGGUGGGACGGACAGGUCUGCCGGACGAAAGCGUGCUGGCAAAAAUCUCUUCGAGUCUUUAACUCGUACUACCGCUGCGGGUAGGCUCACCCCGCACCCGGCGCUUUGGGACACGCGUCACUGCACCUCUGCUCGGCCACUCUCCUGGCGGCACGUGGGUGGGGCGGGGGCUCCAGGGGGCGGCGGCCAAUGGCAGCGAGGGGGGCUUGUUUGUUCUCGCGAGGGGCGCAGCGGUUGCUGUUUACAGCGAUGAGAUUUGAUCCGGCGCCGGCAGCCCAGGGAAGGGGGAGGCGCGAGCGAGAGCGCGUGGGAGCGCGGAGGCCAGAGCGGGGAGCGAGCGGAGAGAGACGCCGGGAGGCAGCGGGAUGAACGCCACCCGCUCGGGAGCUGGAGCCCCGCGGCAGUGCGGCCGCGCCCCUGCCCGAGCCCGUGCGGCCGCCCAGCCCCGCUCCGCCCGCCGCCUUCUGCAUGCCGAUCGACGACGCACCGGGCGAAGGAAAGGCUCAAGUGGUCUCGACCUCCACCUCGUCGCGCUUUCCUUCCCCGAGUGAGGGUGGGUCGGGUCCAGGCGCUGAUCAGCAGUGUUGUACCCCCCCACCCCGAACACCAGCGAGAACUACCUCCUACCUCGCUCCCCUGUCCCCCUGGAAAUGCACCGAGGAAAAUGCGGGAGAAUGACUACCACCCAACUUGUAAAAAGGCUUGUCCUGCACCUGCAGCUCGGGGCUUAACAACCCUGAAUGAAUGGCAGAAGUUAAAUUUUCCAACGGCGUGGGUUUCAUUGGGGACUAGAUCGGUAGCUACAACAAUCUCUAUUCAGUGUUUGUCUUCCAAGGCCACUGUACUAACGAGUCCUCUGAGUGAUUUUGAGGCUACCGUUGCUGACAUGACUAGAUAUAUCCAGCUGUUACUUCGAACUCUUAAGGACACAAUAGAGCUUGAAAUAGAAUCUUCGAGCAUAGUAAAGAUACUGAGGAGAGCAGAUAAAAAUGAUGAUGGAAAAUUGUCCUUUGAAGAAUUCAAAGCGUAUUUUGCAGAUGGUGUUCUGAGUGGAGAAGAAUUACAUGAGCUUUUCCAUACCAUUGAUACACAUAAUACCAACAAUCUCGACACAGAAGAACUAUGUGAAUAUUUUUCUCAGCACUUGGGUGAAUAUGAGAAUGUACUAGCAGCACUUGAAGACCUAAAUCUUUCCAUCCUGAAGGCCAUGGGCAAAACAAAAAAAGACUACCAAGAGGCCUCCAACUUGGAACAAUUUGUAACUCGAUUUUUAUUGAAGGAGACCUUGAAUCAGCUUCAGUCUCUCCAGAAUUCUCUGGAAUGUGCCAUGGAAACUACUGAGGAGCAAACCCGUCAAGAAAGGCAAGGGCCGACCAAGCCAGAAGUCCUGUUGAUCCAGUGGCCUGGAAAGCGAUCAAGUCGCCGAGUCCAGAGGCACAACAGCUUCUCCCCCAAAAGCCCCCAGUUCAGUGCCUGUGGUCCAGGCUUAUUAGAAGAAGACAACCAGUGGAUGACCCAGAUCAAUAGACUCCAGAAAUUAAUUGAUCGACUGGAAAAGAAGGAUCUCAAACUUGAACCACGGGAAGAAGAAGUUAUUGAAGGGAAUACUAAAUCUCACAUCAUGCUUGUGCAGCGUCAGAUGUCUGUGAUAGAGGAGGACCUGGAAGAAUUCCAGCUUGCUCUGAAACACUAUGUAGAGAGUGCUUCUUCCCAAAGCGGCUGUUUGCGCAUUUCCAUACAAAAGCUUUCCAAUGAAUCUCGCUACAUGAUUUAUGAGUUUUGGGAGAACAGUAGUGUGUGGAAUAGCCACCUUCAGACGAAUUAUAGCAAGACAUUCCAAAGAAGUAACGUGGAUUUCUUGGAAACUCCAGAACUCACAUCUACUAUGCUAGUUCCUGCUUCAUGGUGGAUCCUGAACAACUAG
Messenger RNA from Puma concolor (puma), 2013 nucleotides. The record is from RefSeq and is a predicted model, not a curated record. Lineage: Eukaryota; Metazoa; Chordata; Mammalia; Carnivora; Felidae.